CAUCGAUCUUAACAGAAGACAGGGUAACUUCACCCUAGGAGCACCUUGUAGUAAUGACACUGAAUGUGAAACUAGUGUUUGCCGUAGAGUAGAUCAAGAUGGAAGAAAAUGUCAGCAAACUGAUACACGACCAAAAGGAGAUACUUGUCUUGUCGAAGAAGCAUGCAACGGUACCUUAAUUUGUUCUUUUAAUGACACUAAAGGAACUGGACCAAAACUAUGUUGUAACCUCGAAUUCACAUUGGAUUGUGAGCCGUAG
Racocetra fulgida is the source of this 259-nucleotide messenger RNA. The record is from the annotation of a GenBank genome assembly. NCBI's taxonomy places the organism in Eukaryota, Fungi, Glomeromycota, Glomeromycetes, Diversisporales, Gigasporaceae.